CCUUUCUUUCCCACAUCCAUCCAUCGAUCCCCUUCCAUCCCCUCGCUCAGCUUCAGUCUUCUGUCAUCGUCCUCCCCAUCUCACAUCUGCAUCGCGCCGCCCCUCCUCCCAAAUCCCGUCCGGCGCCGCCGCACCCCACACCCGCUGCUGCCCCCACUCCUCUAGUGCCAUCUCCCUCCUCAUCGAGGGCCGAUACCUCAUCGUCCAGCCACUCUAGCGCCGCCUCCCUCCCCAUCGACCAGCGCCUCAUUGGCCGUCCAGUGCAGCCACCAUGCCUCCAACGCCAGUCUCCCACCCCACCGAGCGCCGAGCCCUCGCCACCCAGCACCGCCCACCUCCCCAUCAAGCACCUCCCCAUCAAGCACCGCCGAGAUUCUGGGAGAGACCCCCGCCGCGAUGCCGAGAAGGUGGCAGGUCUGGGGCCGGCCUGACGGUAGCCAAGUCUGGGUCCCCGCCCCCGACCCCGACGCGCCGCCCCCGCCGCCGCCCGCCGCCGCCCCGCCUCUUCCUCCACCGGGGCGCGCCGCGGGGACAGCCGCCGCUUCAUUCGAGGAAGCGCUGGUCAAAGGCCGGGGUGCUGCCGACGGAUGCCGUGUCGAGUCCAUGGCCAACCACCUCGUCCAAGCCGAGGAACCUCCUGUGGGCUACUUCCAAGCAUGAUGUGUACGUGAUGCAGAACUAUUCUGUGAGGCACUGGUGGUCCUUACUCCAGAGAGGAAAAGAAUUGCUCAACGUGGCAUGCCCAAAUCAGGAUAUGCAGGGAGGUCGGCCCUUGUGCAGGGUGAAAAUCAGCACCAUGACAGUGAAAGACAACCUCCUGGCGGCUGGUGGUUUCCAUGGGGAGCAGAUCUGCAAUGCCAGGGGAAAUGACUACCAUUCCAGGGUCUCCGGUCUGGGAGCUCGUGAAGAAGAACAACUACUUCUUGAUCAAGCAGUUCGGCAACAACACCAAGGUGCAGUUCAGCAAGGAGCCCAACAACCUCUACAAUGUCCACUCCUACAAGUUCUCGGGCUUGGCGAACAGCAAGACCGUGGCGGUCCAGCCAUCAGCGGGAGAGGACAAGGCUGUUGUCCUAUCCACGACCAAGACCAAGAAGCAGAACACCCCUGCCAAGCUCCAGCACAAGACUCUGAUGCGCAAGGAGUUCCACAAGAUGACCAAGUCUGUCAAGAACCAAGUAUUAACUCCAGAGUUUUGUACUUGAAUUGCCCUUAUGCUUGGCUUCUAAGCUACAACUAUGCUGGCGUUUCAUGUUUCGUCGCGAGCAUCAAGACGAAGAAGUCGGAAGAAGCAUAGUUCAAGCUCAUCGGAGCUAGUUCAAGGAGUAAUGAAGCCCUUGAUGCUGAUCCCUAUUGGAACAAAUUGAAGCACGAACUGUGACAUAUAGGGCUUGUUAUACAGUAGAGCUUGAUGCUCAUCGGCUCAUGUGACAUAUUGUGCACCUAUUGAGCUUGUUAUACUAUGAUCACAUUUGUAUGUGUUGAUGUAACAGAUUGUUGCUUCUUGUUAUUUGAAGUAUUACACCUGUUUUCUGUCUA
Molecule: messenger RNA, 1539 nt
Organism: Triticum aestivum (bread wheat)
Lineage: Eukaryota; Viridiplantae; Streptophyta; Magnoliopsida; Poales; Poaceae
Product: 60S ribosomal protein L28-1
Exons: 7
Coding region: 272-1297 (341 amino acids)
Biological process (GO): translation
Cellular component (GO): ribosome
Molecular function (GO): structural constituent of ribosome
Source: RefSeq, a predicted model, not a curated record